AAAGAAAUCUUAAACGCUCACACGUAAUCUUAAUUGCACGACCGCUCAUCAGCUAGGGUUUUAACGGAAUUUAACAGAUUACAUCCAUACAUUCAGGUGUCUUAGAUUCUACUGUACCAGAGAAGAAAGAAAAAGCUUAACGAAUUCCAGCCGUACCAUAAAAGACGAUAUUUGUUUGUUUCUGGCAGGGAUUUAGGAGUUUUUAAUUUGAUGGAGAGGAGACACAGUUUGAAGGAAAUGGAGGUUUUAGCCGCGUCAUGCAGAGCUUGAAAAUUCGAAAAUUAAGCAGUUGAGUUCUAAAUUUGAAUCUUUGGUUGGUAUAUUAAGUGAAUGUGUGAUGGGGUCCCACUCGCCGUUCUACACAAAUCAUACGGUUUUCUGCCAACAACAACUGGGCUGCCAAAUUGUGGACCAAGCAAAGUCGGUGGAAAGGGAAAGUAAUUCUAAAUUCUGAAUGGCUCACCUGCGGCGAGAAAUUCAGGCUUUAUAGAUUGCAUUUCCUAUUGCAUGUCGUUUCUUUUGCUUCGAAUUUCAGUGAAAUUGAGCGUAGGGCUUUUCUGAGAAAAUAAUUCACUUAAUAUGGCGAAAAAUUUGCACAGGUUUGGGCCGUUUAAGUAGAUUUGUCAAAAAUAGCUGCGGAGUUUUUGAUAUUUGCCCUUGGUUGGUCUAUGUUAGUAGAUUUGUCAUAAAUAGCCACGGCCGAUUUGAGCAUUGUGCAAUUUUGCUUUGUUUUGGUUAGAUUUGAUGGAAUUAGCCCCAAGUUUGAGCAUCGAGCGAAUUGAUGGGAUAGGUAGGCUAUUUUAAGAAAAUGUUUAAAAUAAGCAUGCGCUUUUUUGAAUUGACGGCUAGUUGAAUUCGGAGCCUCUCGAUUAGAUAUUGAUCGGGAUACGGUCCUUUUGGUUUUCUUUAGCGUUUGUUUGGGUUGGAUAAUGGAGCACUGCAUGCAGGUCGGCAGAUAAGGGUUUCGGUGAAGAAACUGGAAUACCUUUAUUUUUUUGGCUUGGAUUGUGGAUGUGCGUUGAAUAUUAUGUGGAAUUAAGGGGCUUUGUUUAGUAUGGAAGGUAGAAGUGGCUUGAUUUCGUUUCUCGUUGUCUCUACUAGAGGACUAAUCCUGCCGCAGCUUGUGCUAGGAUUGCUGGUCUUGGAAUGGAUCAAAGUUUCUAUUCUUAGUGCCUUUUUGAUUAGACGCUGUAUAGCAUCUGCUGCAGUUGUUUUUUUAGGGUUUGAUUAUCAUUCUGGUUACGCAGACUGCGUGGAAUUUCACUAGUAGCGUGCUUCCAGGCGGGUAAGGGUGGGCAGGCUGAUUUGAUAGAUUGUGAAAAUGCCAGAAGGUAAAGUAGAUGGUGAUGGAAGCUCUUCCUCGGCCGAGCCACCUGAUGAUAACGAAUUUGUGGAAGUUGAUCCUACAGGACGAUAUGGUCGGUACACAGACAUGCUGGGUAAAGGCGCCUUCAAGACUGUCUAUAGGGCAUUUGAUGAAGUUGAGGGGAUAGAAGUGGCUUGGAACCAAGUGAGGAUCGAUGAACUUCUGCAGAAUCCAGAUGAUUUAGAGAGAUUGUAUUCGGAAGUGCAUCUGUUGAAGACUGUGAAGCAUAAGAAUAUUAUCAAGUUUUACAAUUCAUGGGUAGAUGAUAAAAACAAGACUGUGAAUAUCAUAACAGAAAUUUUCACAUCAGGCACUCUGAGACAAUAUCGGAAGAAACAUAAACAUGUUGACAUGAAAGCUGUCAAGGGUUGGGCAAGGCAAAUUCUUCAGGGUUUACUUUAUCUCCACAGUCAUAAUCCUCCUAUUAUUCACAGAGACUUAAAAUGUGAUAACAUAUUUGUUAAUGGUAACCAUGGAGAGGUUAAAAUUGGGGAUCUUGGAUUGGCCACUUUACUCCGGCAAGCACAUGCUCACAGUGUCAUUGGAACUCCCGAGUUUAUGGCUCCAGAACUUUAUGAAGAAGAUUAUAAUGAACUGGUUGACAUCUAUUCGUUUGGUAUGUGCCUACUAGAGAUGGUGACUUUUGAGUAUCCAUACAGUGAAUGUAAAAAUCCAGCUCAAAUUUAUAAGAAAGUGACAUCUGGUAUAAAGCCUGCUGCCCUGAAUAAAAUAAAAGACCCACAAGUUAAGGCAUUCAUUGAAAAGUGUCUUGUAGCCGCACCCAAUAGGUUGUCUGCAAGGGAGCUUUUGAGGGAUCCUUUCCUCCUGUGUGAUGGCAGUAAACAAUCUGUAGAUUACAUUCAUAUCCCAUCUUCUGGUAUGCCUCCUGCAGAAAACAUUGAAGCAUCCACUGUACCAGGAUCAAGAACUCCUUCUGUGCAUCUUGAUGGAUCGUCAGUUGCUAAUGAUGUGACGGCUGUCUCUAAUUCCACAUCUGGAUCUAUUACUGGUGGUAGUGACAGGGAGUCCAACUAUUCUUCUGGUUCCCAGAUGGAGAAAAGUGGUUAUAGUCUGCCCUUGCCUAGCCUGGAAGUGCGAAGCUCAACAAACAAUAAAGACAUGAAAUUGAAAGGGAAGAAAAAGAAUGAUAAUACCAUAUCCCUGCGAUUCCGCAUUGCAGAUCAUGGAGGUCAUGCAAGAAAUAUCCAUUUCCUCUUUUUCUUAGACAGUGACACGGCUUUUAGUGUUGCAAGGGAAAUGAUUGAGCAACUCGACCUCUCAGAUCUAGAUUUGAUGCCAAUAGCAGGACUGAUUGAUUCCCUGAUUGCUGGGUUAGUACCUGAAUGGAAGGCUGGCGUCUUUAUUGAUGAAAACAAUGACAUAAGUGAAAAUGCUGUUGAGAACAUUUCUGAUGAGCACCACUUGCAUGUGGUUGAUGAAGACCAGAUGGAAAGAUCAUUUGAUUCUUUUCCUAUGACGAUCACUUCAAAGGAGGAGAAUGUAGAAAACAAUGCCUCAUUGCCUAACCUUGUUCUGCCAUCAGAAACCACCUCUACAGAAAAUUCUUUGCCAGCCAGAUCUGAAGGUAAUGUGUAUGGGAGAUUUGAAGAAUUUACCUAUAAUCCCAGCAGUUCUGAUUGCUCUCCCACAAGCUCAAUUGUACCUCAUGUACAUGUGGGUGAAGAUCAGGCUUCUCAAGUUUCAUUGACAUCAGAGAAUGCUAUUCCUGGAUCACCACAUUCAGGAAGUGAAAACCUUCCAGUAGGCACCUCUGAGAGCAAUGGCUGUAGUAAUGUGGCUAUAAUGGACACUUGCUUAUUAUCCGAUCAAGAUAUUGGCAGUGAAGCCCAACCACACUGGAUUGAUGGUGAAAAGUUUGGAAAGUCUGGAAUCUCUUGUUCUAUCAAAGACGACUCAAAUUUCUUGAAAGGUCUUGAAGACAACCUGCCAUCUUUCAACAGUAUACAGUCAUUCCUUGUGGAUGCUGAAGAUGAAGAGUUACAAACACAAUUGGAGCUGAUUGAACUUAAGUAUCAGUACGAACUGCAGGAGCUUAAUAGGAGGCAUGAACUAGCUGUUGAUGAAAUCAAGAGGGCGUGGAAUCAGAAGAAGAAAACAUCUGCCUAUUCUAUAUCUUCCUGUUCUUCAGAGAAACAGCAGAAUAGUGGUCAUUUGUCACUGGUAGGGGGCCUUAAGCCCAUAGAUACACGUGAAGAAGUGAAAAAUGAAUCCCAGAUCAACUUGCUUGAAAAUCCUGAAGAUACCUCUGUGAGUUACGAUGCACAUCCAAAUGUGUCCCUGUGCUCAAGAGUUACAGCUGGUGAAGGUUUGGGGUUUUCAGUAUCUGGAAAUAGAGAGUACAAAGGAAAUGCAGAUCAGUUAAUGGACUUGCCAAAUGCUUCCAGUGGAAAAGUCCCUGUUUUUGAGUCAUGUGAUUUUGCUAGUGUGGGAAAUUUGCCAACAAAACAUUCCACCAACACAAGAAUUGGGUGUGAUGAACAUGUUACUGUUAAGACUGAUGAUUGUUGUAAUGACUUGCGAGGCUUACAUUUGAGAACAAAUAAACCAUCAAAAGAAAUUUCCAGGAAUGAGUGUCUUGCAUCUGCUCAUAUAUGUAGACCUUCUGGGAUGCCUUCAAGUACCAAUCAAGAAAAUUUAUCUCAUUCUUUAGCAAUGAAUAGAACUGAACCAAGAAUAGUUUCCACUUUAUUGAAUAUUGAUUCACCUGACUCAAGCAGCAAAGAUCUAGAAAAUGAGAUACCAGUCAGUAAUCAGUUAUCCCAUGAGGGGGGGAUAACUCGGCCUAUUGGGUGUGAAGUGCUUCCUUCUAUACCGAAGAUGCUUCAUGAGCAUGGCAAAGAGUUGGCUGGUGUACAUUCUGUUCCUGGCUUAAUAAAUAAGUCAGAUUAUGCUAUCUGUGCAACGGUUGCAGAACAGCCACACAAAUUGCCCCUUGUAGAAAGGGAGAAGCCUCAGUCAGUAAAUAUUGCAAAAUUGAAUUGUCCACCUGACACUCGAGAGCCAGGUCAAAAUAUCAAAGUUAGUGCGGAUCCUGCUACAGAACAGCGGAGAAAGGAGCAACUCAAGAAGUCAAUUGCUGAGUUAGAAGCAAAGACACUGGAGGGCUUAAAACACUCCAAUGGCUAUUUGAUUGGCAUUGCCCCAAAUAAGAGGACUGGUACAAAAUCUAUUCGAGGAUGAAUAAUUCAUACCUACCUGAUUCAGAGUUGUUCUGUCAUGAACCUUGCCGAGGUUUGGUGCUUGUUUAGGUUCUAACAUGUAUUUUUGUCAAUGAGUAUCGUACUUGAGCUGGUUUUUAUGCACCAAUAUUUGUCAGAUCAAAAUGCUUAAUUAUGUUCAACUCCGUUGCCCUCUGUGUAUGGUACAGUGCAUUGUGUUUGAUUUGUCUUGACUUUGUAGUGAAACUUUAGCAUCCAUUCUUUUCAGCACACCAUUUUAUUUGAAUGUUGUCUCAUUUUGAAGUGCUGAGACAUGAUAUAUAAAAGAUCAACUAGUUGAAGAUGUGUA
Cryptomeria japonica (Japanese cedar) is the source of this 4894-nucleotide messenger RNA. Its product is annotated as probable serine/threonine-protein kinase WNK4. The record is from RefSeq and is a predicted model, not a curated record. Gene Ontology annotation, molecular function: ATP binding; protein serine/threonine kinase activity. Lineage: Eukaryota; Viridiplantae; Streptophyta; Pinopsida; Cupressales; Cupressaceae. The transcript has 7 exons. Gene Ontology annotation, biological process: intracellular signal transduction; protein phosphorylation. The coding region runs from base 1322 to 4567 and encodes 1081 amino acids. Gene Ontology annotation, cellular component: cytoplasm.